This is a messenger RNA of Procambarus clarkii (red swamp crayfish), 1596 nucleotides long. RefSeq names its product Cuticle-tanning hormone bursicon (gene Burs). NCBI's taxonomy places the organism in Eukaryota, Metazoa, Arthropoda, Malacostraca, Decapoda, Cambaridae. The record is from RefSeq and is a predicted model, not a curated record. Gene Ontology annotation, biological process: animal organ morphogenesis. Gene Ontology annotation, molecular function: BMP binding; receptor ligand activity.
CGGCAUACGUAAAUUUUGUAGUGACUGGCUGUGAGAGCACCGUCCAUAAAAAUGGUUCUAGCCGUCCCUUGAUCCCACUCCCUGCUGAGAGAGGAAUAUGUCCCCCCCGUGGGAGUGUAAAGAGGCACAUACAACUGAGAGAGGUAGGGAAGGCGUGGCUUCCAGAAGGACGAGGGGGAGGGGCAAAGGGGGCGUGGCUCCUGGCGAUGCAAUGAGAGAACGGCAAGGGGGCGGAGCACCCCACAGAAAGGCAAUAUAAGGCAGAGGCUGACCGUAUCAUCGUUCACAGUUGUGUCCCACACUUUGCUUCCUUCACACACACACAUACACACAACCUAAAUACACCACACCCUUGCUUUCACACACGCUGCAAGAUAUUGGUCCUUCAACAGGAUAAGAAAACCACCAAAAUAGGCCUAGUCAAGCCUACUAAAUUGUUGUGCCCUACUCUAUACUUUGGGAGAAUGGGCAGGAUCUCAUGGGUGCUAGUGGUGAUGGGAAUGGCCAGCAUGGGUGUUGUGUCGGGAGACGAAUGUUCCCUCACACCCGUCAUCCACAUCCUCUCCUAUCAAGGCUGCACCUCCAAGCCCAUACCUUCCUUUGCUUGCCAAGGCAGGUGUACCUCCUAUGUCCAGGUGUCGGGGAGUAAGUUGUGGCAGACUGAGAGGUCAUGCAUGUGCUGCCAAGAGUCUGGAGAACGCGAGGCUUCCGUCAUACUCAACUGCCCCAAUGCCCGUAAAGGUGAACCCAAACAAAAGAAGAUCCUGACCCGGGCACCCAUUGACUGCAUGUGUCGGCCCUGCACUGAUGUGGAAGAAGGCACUGUUCUCGCCCAGGAGAUUGCCAAUUUCAUCCAUGACUCCCCUAUGGGUAAUGUGCCCUUCCUUAAGUAGGCUUCUCCCUUUAACCUCAAAGACUUCCACUACCUCACUUCUAUCCCCCAUCCCCUCUUAUACGGAAUGUAUACUAUCUUCUCGUCCUUCAUUUCAUCCCGUCUCCGCCCGCACCAAAUUCUUUUCCAACCCUUUGCACCAUUUCCUAUUCUAUCCUUCAAAGAGGUAUCUUGGUAACCAAGACUAAUGGAAUGCAGCAGCUGUGAACGGUGUGAGGCAGCAGCAGAAAAACCCCGAGAUCGCAGUACAAAGACCAACACCAGCCGCAAAUGGUAGUGUGUUGCUGAAUAACACCAGUAGCCACCUACCACACAUCAAGGCAAAUAUACAUACCUACAGAAACAGCAUCGACAAGUCAGCCUCAGCUGUCCAAUCAGUCAACAUUACCACAGUUCUCAGGAAAAGUAGAAAAUGGUUUAGGAAAUAAUGUCAACUGUUUACUUAAUUUAUGUUGCAUUGUAAUGUAUUGCAAACUACAAAGGUGCAGGGAGGUCUUAAGAUGUUACCUUAGUCAGGUCACCAGCAGGAGCACCUACUAGUUUAGUUGUCAGGUACUGUGCACUGUUGAGCUAAUGUGCCUGUAAUGGCAUCAUUGUUAAUAAUAUAGUCAUUACAGUCAUUUGUUCUUUAUUAACCCCCCACUAAUAACCUUUCAUCAAUAAACAUAUUACUGGUCUCUUGGCCAUUUUCUGUGUGUUCAAUG